Messenger RNA from Planococcus citri (citrus mealybug), 2203 nucleotides. RefSeq lists its product as uncharacterized. The transcript has 3 exons. Lineage: Eukaryota; Metazoa; Arthropoda; Insecta; Hemiptera; Pseudococcidae. The record is from RefSeq and is a predicted model, not a curated record. Bases 812 to 2056 code for a protein of 414 amino acids.
AUUUUUGAUCUGGAUCAUUGAGCAGAAAGGGGGAGGGGCUCCUUGGCACAAAUUUUUUCACAAAAAUCAACGAUUUCAAGGAGUCGGAGCCAAAAAAAGUCUCAACAAUUUUUUUACAAGCAGGUAUUGAACAAAAACUGCUCUAAUACUACCCCUUCAACCCACUCAACCGGCUGGAAAACGUCUCAACUAACAUCGUGGAAGUUUCCAAUGCAAAAAUAUCGCAAAACCACGUGAAAUUCGUUUCUAAUUCCAAGAAUGGAAAAUGGAAAUCAAUUCGCCAUCCUUCUGCACAAACACACUCCUCUUUCAAACCACCACUCACUAGGCCAACUGCCAAAACGAAAUACGUAGCGGAAGUCCAAGGUCGACGAUAAGAAUGUUUGUGUAGGUCAAUGUCUCCAUUUCGAGCUACUCGUACAAAUUACUAGCAACGCAAUUCCUGCGUAAUCUCGACGUACACAGGCAGGCAGGCACUUAAAAAGUUAUCGACCUGCGAUGCCAUAUACCUAUUUGCACCGUAGCACAUAAAACUAUAUAUAAAAAGACGACAAGAAGACCUCUCCCAUUCACACUUCUUAUUCUUCCUCGUAAGUCGUAACGUUAAUUUGUGUAAAAUCGUUUAAAAAGUUGUUUUUUCUGUCUUCGUCUUCGAAGUAAAUUCUUAAAUAGCGGAUUUUUCAAUUCGAGACGAUAAUCGCUGGACACGUACAGCUGUUGCUGAGGGUAUUAUUGGCUCGUUACGUAAUUCUUGGAAGAUACCGUUGCCGAAUAAUUCGCGAAUACGACCUCGACCUUUACAAUAAGCGAGAUGAACAUCAUCAACGACUCGAUCGUAUCAAAACUCCUACCAUUCGUCGAUGCACAAAACGAGGGCACCUCAUCAAUCCGCUUACUAGGUUGGACCUUGGACGAAAACCUUUUCAAAUCCGGAGACAUCUACACCAGUCAAUUAUGCCGUCUAUGGCUAACCUACGAACACCAGGGAGCUCGCUCGAGUCGUUCGUUUUUCGUCAAAAUCCCAAUAAAUUCGCCGGCUUUCGAAAUCUUCAAAACGAUGGGAAGCUACGACGAGGAGAUCAUCGUGUACACGAAGAUCCUCCCAGCAAUAUACCAAUUUGAAAAGGAGCACUUCACACCACGUUUGUACUAUUCCGACGAGCAGAACAAAACGCUCGUUUUGGAAGAUUUAUCCCAAUCCGGCUUCAAAUGUAUUGCAAGAAGAGACCAAUUGGAUUUCGAGCACUGUUACCACGCUCUGCGAAGUCUAGCUAAGCUGCACGGUUUAUCCGCCGUCGUAGGCAACAAGAACCCUGAAAUUUUACAUUGGAUGAAAUACCAACCGGAGAAAAGCGGAGAUCCGGAGUUUCAUAAAUCAGUCAUGGAUAGAAUCCCUAUGUACAUAGAUAGUCUAUCCGAAGAUAUCAAACAAAAGUACCCAGAUCAAGUGCUCGCUUUGAGAAAUCUCUCGUGGAGUGACGUGGUCGAAGACUAUCUGCGUACAGGACCUCAUAAUUUCUGCGUUUUCGGACACGGUGAUUUCUGGACCAAUAAUAUAAUGUUUAAAUACAACGACACGAGUAACGCUAUCGUACAAAACGUGAGGCUGAUCGAUUUCCAAUUCGGUCACUGGGGUAAUCCAGCCGUGGAUAUUAUUCACUUCGCCAUAACCAGUAUGCGAUUCGAAGUGUACCAAGAAUAUUUCAACGAACUGCUCCGAGUCUAUGUUGAUACUUUGAACGAAAUUCUCGUCAAGUACGAUUGCCCGACUUAUUCGAUGGAGCUUCUGCUUCGAGAUAUCGCAGAGAGAUACAGAUACGCUUGUUUGGUGUUCACUUGCAUUUUACCAGUCAAUUUGGCAGUUUCGGAUGAGCGAGGAAAUGUCGAAAAAGGCGACAGUAGCGAGCAGCAAGCGCCAGACGAUGCUUGGACAAAAGCGUUGAAACGGUCGUACAAGGAGCAGCUUUAUAUCGACGUUUCGACAAAAUGGCUUUUACAUUUCAUUGACAGAGGUUUCCUCCACACCGUUCAAAAGGAACCAGAAGGUGAAAAAUGAAGAUGAAGAAUUGUGAAAUGCACACUCGCCAGGAGCUGUAUUUUUUUUACCAAUAAAUCCCACCGUAAUUGAUAAAUCAUCUUCAUUUUCAUUACAACCAUUACUGUCCACAAUAAUGAAAUAAAUGAUAUAAAAAUUGAAAUAACA